AUGGGGCCGAAGACCCCCAUCCGCAGCCUUGGUGAGGCCUCGUCCUUCACCGUGCAGAUGCGAAGCUUUCAAGGACACGUCUGCACCGGCCCAGCGGGGGUGCGUGUGCGUGAGUGUGUCCGCGUGCGUGUGAGUGUGUACGGGGGGGAGGCUGGGUGCUGCUGCAGGGGGCGACCCCGGGCGCCCCCCAACCCCGUACCGCUCUGGGCCCCGGCCCCGCGGCUACCACCCCUGCGUUUUCCGGCCCCCGCGGCCCGGGCCCGGGAUCUUCGCCCGCCCCCGCCCCGCCCCCACACUGCGGCGCCGCCACCGCCGCCGCCGCCGCCGCCGCCGCCCCGGCUCCCACGGCCCACGGCGGGGGCAGGGAGGAGCCAGGCACGAUGUCCCCCCCGCGCGCCGCCCGGCUCUCCGCGGAUAGGUGUGCCCCCCAAGUGGCACUCUCCCCACCCCCGCCGCCCCUCCCUGAUCCGCUGGCACCCCGCACCCCCAGCCACAGGUGGCCGGAGGAGGAUCGCUGCGAAGCGCUCCCCGGCCCGGCCCCCGGAUCACCCCUCGGCCCGCCCCCGGGGGCCUCCCGGGUCCCCCGCCCCGCCGGGCCGAGGAGGGCCGGGAGCCGGGGGGAGGGGCGGGGGGCCGGGUCGUGCCAGGCUGCCAUUUUCUGCCGCCGCCGCGGAGCCUGCGCGGGGCCCGGCCCCCGCCCCCCUCCCCCGCUCCCUGCGGGCCGCGGCGGGAGCCGAUUAUUCCGGGUCGGGGUCUGCGCCCUCCAGCGCCCCGGCCGCAGGCCCCAGGCGGGGCCCCGGGACUCGGGCAGGGCCCGGAAGGCGGGGGCGGCCAGGCCGGGGCCCCUGCGGCAGCGCCGAGCCGGGCACCGCGGCUGAGGCGGCCCGGCCCGCCGUCGCCGCCCGCAGCCCUGGCCCCGCGAGCGCCCGUCGCCGAGUUGCGGGGGUCCGAGAGCGUGCCCCGAGCCGGGUACUGCCCGCCGCCGUGCCCCCCGCCCGUCUCCCCUCCUCCCCACCCGCCUCCGGGCCGGCCUCCCGGGCCGCCAGCAGCGGCGCUCAUUACCGUGUGGCCGGUGGGGUCGGGCCGGCCCGGCUGCGCGCCCUAGUGCCGCGGCGCCGCGUCCCGGCUCGUCCUCUGCUCUCGCCGCCGCCGCCGCCGCCGCCGCCGCCGCCCGCGCGCCCUCCCUCCCUCCCUCCCGGCCCGCCUGCCUGCCUCGCUCGCUCGCUCCCUCCCUCCGCUCGCUGUCGCGCUCCCUCUCUCCGCCUCCUCCGCCGGGUCCCCCCCUCCCACCCCUUCUCUCCGCCUUCCUCCUUCCCUCCCUCCGGCCGCCCGCGGGCCCAGGCCUCCGCCCGCUGCUCGCCCCCCGCGGCCGCGCUGGCCCCGGCCCCGGCGCUGCGGAGCCGGCCCGGGAGGCAGCGCCGACUGGGGGGCCCCGGGGCGCCGCGGCGGGAGCGGCCUGGGCGCGCGGCCGGUCCUAGCGCCCUCGGCCCGACUUCCCGGCCCCUGCUGCCCCGCUGGGGGUCCCCGCACGCUGCGGGACGGAGGACCAGAACCCGCGGCGCCCCGACCCCGCGCUGGGCCCGGGCACCCCGCCUCGGCCGCGCUCCGGGCCACUCCGCCGGGGGCCUGCGACAGCCCUCCCCUCCACGGGGCGCCCCGCUACCUGGCACUGCCUCUGCGCUGGGUCCCCGCAUCCAGCACUGGCCGCAGGGACAGCGGCCCCUCCUCUCCCCGGGCCGGUGUCAAGUGCCUCCCCCCUGGCAGCCCGCGGAGCCCCCGGCGGCCUUCGCCCUGCAGUUCUCCGGACCUCCACCAGAGCCCACUGCACUCUGCCUGCCUCAGCACUGGGGCUGGGGACAGCAGCGCCGGCCCAUCCGCGCCGCAACCCCCACGCCACCCGCCACCCCAGCCAGGUGCCGCCGCCGAGUGGACGCCAGUCCACUCAGCAGAGCCAAAGUCGGGGCGCCAGGCCCAUCUUAG
Messenger RNA from Camelus dromedarius (Arabian camel), 1980 nucleotides. Its product is annotated as basic proline-rich protein. NCBI's taxonomy places the organism in Eukaryota, Metazoa, Chordata, Mammalia, Artiodactyla, Camelidae. The transcript has 2 exons. The coding region runs from base 1 to 1980 and encodes 659 amino acids. The record is from RefSeq and is a predicted model, not a curated record.